UCAUUUUUGAUCGUGAUUUCGAGAGACAUGCGCAGUCACCUCGGCGCGACGGUAGAGCAGACGUGAUCAACCAUGAAUGACAACAGCAUGACAUGACGAAGAAGUCUUUCGGCGGAGGAUAUACGGCAACGGAAGGAAUAUUUUACAAGGUGUUGCGUAUGGAACAGACGAUGACACAGCCAUGACGUCAGCAAGAAGCCCUGCGAACACCAAGAUGGACAAGAGCCUGGUGGUGAACAUGCUCAAGUUCGAGGCGACCACCAGGAAUAGUCACCUGCCGCCCAUUGCGCGGUCUGUCGCGGAGGAGAUGACUCAUAAGACGGAGGCCAGAGUCCGCGCUAAGCCAGCGCUCAAGGCCGUUCCAGACACUGUCAAGCUCUACCAGAAAAUGAAGAAACGGGGAAUCUUUACGGUGGGGUUGAGCGCCGAUAGCAAAGUCGAGGACAAUUCAUUCAAAAUUGAAACUAAAGGAUUUAAUCUGUCGAACGUACCAGAUAAUUUGACUUAUACGCGUGCUAAAAAUAAGGACGAGGUUUGGGUUGAUGUGAAAAAGGACCGUCCGAGGAAAGAGAGACGUUGUCAGGACGAUGGGCUCAUGUGGCCGAAGUAUACGCGGAAUAAUACAAUGAUUUUACCGAAACUUUCAUACGGUGUGGACAGAAAGAAGAUGAAACCGCUUGUGCCCGUGGAAUUGGAAGUAAAUGGGACAUAUGAAACGGAAAUGACUCCUGCACAUGAUCAGGAAGAGAAAGCGACUAAACCGGGAGCGGAUGCGCCAGAGACAGUAAUGAAUGGAGACGACGCGUCACAUGAGAACCAUCGAACGGAAACGAGUUCUAUCAAUGUGAGCUUGAUAUCGAUUGGACAAGAUCAGAAACCACCUGAUAAACCUGAUUCAAACAACAAAUCUGAAGAAGACGACAAUACACAAUCGGCGCCUGCUCCAGUAGAAAAUUCGAAAGAGAUUGUGACGCCGACACCUACUACUGUUUUUUCGCCUCCCAUUCUGAGACAGGUCACAAUUGGUGUUGACAUCCCCGAGCCUAACCCUGACACCAAAAAUAAGAAAGAAAUUCGCUCAAUGUACCCAAUGUAUGACUCAAACGAGGACAGAAAGGAGAAACAGAGGCAGAACUGGUGGGAGAGACAACAGCGUAGCCCAAUGCAUUCGCAUAAACCAAACACUAAUAUUCCUCUACAGCAACAAAAUCGCCAGAACGCGACCAUGUUUUUGGCACCAAUUCCAAAAGCUCACACGGAUAUUCGAGCCAACAGCAACACGGAAAGAACAAAAGAAAAUAUCAAGAUCGUUGUGCCAAAUAAGGAAUAUGUGAACGCUGACGAGAUGCAAAGAAAUAACUUGCCGAGACGAAGCAGCGAUGAUUAUCUUAACUUGCCUGGCGUUUUUGAAAAACAUUUAGAGGUUGUGAAGACAAUUGCACAAUCACGAAGCCAUCAGGCGAAAUCAGUAAACGGACAGAUAGAUCUGUCACCUCGGGUCACCGGUUUGAGCCAAGCGACAAAAUCAUUGGCCACCUCUACGCCGCCUGUUACCUCGGUGCCGCCUCCGUCCGCUGCGACGGUAGCGCUCACGGAUGAAGGCACGUUUCAUAAGAUGGAGUCAACCGUAGAAGGAGACAGUGUGUCCUUACCAGAAUCAGUUGCUCCCUCUAUUAAACCUAAUGCGGAGCCAGUUGCCAGAGUUGAGAUUGCCAUCAGUGGGUCGCGAAUACUACCAAGAAUGAGUCCGAAUGAUGGAGACAAUGAUCAAGAGAAUAGUGCAGUUCUUGGGACUGGUUUGACCGUAAAUGUGGGUGGGGGCGACUCGGUUCAGAGUUUAAAUUCAGACAACCACCCGCACUUGUCGCACCAUGAGAGCCUCUCAGCGCACAGUCGGUAUUCGGGGCACGAAGAUGAUGUCAGGCCAAGUGGUCCAAGAAGACGCACAAGCAGCUUCCUGGAGCUGCCGCAGUCGCCGAUCGAUCCGGGCGAAAGACCGCCAUCGACAGAACUAGACGCUAUGGAUAUCAAGGAGACGGUUUCUCCUUCAGCCAGGGAUCAAAGCGCGGGCGGACAUCAGACUCCUCGACGGCGUACCAGCAGCUUUCUAGAACCUCCUGGGUCACAGUGUGACCCUCUCGAACGUCCACCAUCGAAAUCGGACAGUGUUGACUUUAACCCUGAAGAAGAUAGUGUGUUUGGUGAACAGUCACCACGACUUUCUUCCCAUCCGCUUUCUCGCCGUCCCACUCCUGAGAUCCUUGUCUCGACCGAAGCGGAGGAGUUGGAGGUGCCGCACCUCAAGGACGGAUGAAUUGGAUGUGAUACGUAACACGUAGUUGUUCAUCGACAGAAAAUGUUCGGCUUUUAUAAAGACUCGAGCCACAAAAAGACUCAUUGUAAGUCUUGUCAUGAAAACUGGAAGGUUGGUCUCGAACAAGAGUGUAAGGUAAUAAACAGGACCCGAGAUGGCUCGGCGGUAUCAAGGCAUCUGAAUAAAUUCCAAAUCUGAUGGUUUGCAAAGCCCUUACAAGAUGCGGGACAAGAUGCCUUCGACGUGCUUUUGGAUACAUUAUUAUGCAAUAUCAUAAAUACUGUACAAACUAACUGUGAUUCUCUAAAUAACUGCUGAACGAAUGAUCAAUAAAGCUGUUUUUAUUGUA
This is a messenger RNA of Lineus longissimus, 2663 nucleotides long. RefSeq lists its product as uncharacterized. The transcript is spliced from 2 exons. The coding region runs from base 182 to 2314 and encodes 710 amino acids. Lineage: Eukaryota; Metazoa; Nemertea; Pilidiophora; Heteronemertea; Lineidae. The record is from RefSeq and is a predicted model, not a curated record.